GCAAGGUGCAGGGGUGUCUGGUCGCCAGCUGGUCAUGAGGAUGGUGUAUGAGGCUGGAAGGAAGUUUUCGAAGUCAGACCACUGUUUGGCCAGGGUUAGUGCGUUGGUAAGUGUGCCCAGGUCCCUGUAAGUCUGUUUAUGUGUAUGUGAAAGGGCCAGUGCCUAGUGAGCCUGCAUCUCCUAAGUUCAUGUCAUUUAAUGUGGAACUAAAUGGGGCAGGGGGGGGAGGCUAGCCUGAAUGGGUACGAGCUAGUGUGUUAGGGUGAGUUUGUACUCCUCUGUCAGCCGUUGUCUGCAUGUUUGGGGUGGGGGGAGGGUAGUCAAUAGCUCAAGCAGCUCUUUGGAAUUUAUGAUCUUCCAAAUCUUCUAAUUCCCCCCACCCCCAUUUCUGUGAGGUCCCUGGCUGUGGUUCUAGAAGGAUUUCGCAAUCUCCUGAGAGUCAGUCUCAUGAAUCAAUCUUGGCUCUCACUCUCUGGAUCACCGUGUCUCUCUCUCUGUCUCUCUUUCCUAGCUCUUCCCAUUCCUGCCAUCCCUCUCCCAAGGCUGCUGUAGACCACAUCCCUGAGAAACUUUUAAAAGUUCCUCUACCCUCAGGUGCCAAGAGCAGGCCUGGUUCAUACUUAGCUACCUACCCAGCCAAACAACUCAAGGAUCCUCCCCACCCUGAGCCCUGCCCCCGAGAGGCCUCGGAGACAGAAGCUGUGCUCAACCCUCGAUCCUCAUCCUUUCCUAACUGUGGCCCCUGAGUCCUCCCCAGUUCUGUGGCAUGUACCAUGUGUACCAGGAGUCAAGCCGCUCAUCUUCAUAAGACAGGUCCUUAGGGACCCUCUCCCUUGACUCCCCACCUCCAAGGCAGCUUUGAGGGGGGGGGUAAGGGAAGAAGCUGUUGGAGCCCCUUGGAUGAAGACUCAGAAGAAUUCUCAGCUCCUUGACUUGUCCCAAAGGACAGUCUCUCAGUUCAGGGGCUUGCUGGGUCGGCUUUCUCCUCCUCAAACCUCAGCUCCUGCCACUGCUCAGCCUCCCCAGACUGGGGGCCGCCUCUCCCCAUGUGAAGGGGCUGGCACCGGGCCCCAGACCAUGAUGUUGGGAACCUCUUGCUGAAGUCUGCCCCAGAACCCAAAGCCAGUCCAGAGAAAGAGGAGGAGAGGACAGGCGUCUGGGACCAUGGCUGUGUCGGCCCAGCUGGCCCGGGCCCUCUAUGACAACACAGCUGAAUCUCCGGAGGAACUAUCCUUCAAACGCGGGGAUGUACUCCGGGUGCUACAAGGGGAGGGGGCCGGGGGGCUGCAGGGUUGGUGUCUCUGCUCCCUCCACGGCCAGCAGGGGAUCGUGCCUGCCAACCGAGUGAAGCUUCUACCCACUGGCCCCAGCCCUGAGUCCAGUCUUUACCAGGUGCCUCCUACUCGCCAGAGCACACCUGAUGCAGUCCUGGGGCCUGGUCACAUGGAACAGGAAGUGUAUGUGAUACCCCCACCACCUCGGCCUUGUUCUGACCCAAAACCCUCACCUGGAUCCUGCCCACCAUCCCCAGAUGCCAUCUAUAAAGUCCCCAGAAGUAGUGUAACACAAACAGAUGCCCCUGGAGAGACUCGAGAGGUUUAUGAUGUACCCCCCACUGCUCUUCGAGUCCCCCCCAAUGACCCCUAUGACUCCCCAGUCCCUUUUCCCCGCCCCCUAGCCCGAGCAUCCACUCUGCUCCCUGGGGGAGAUGAUGCCCCCUAUGAUGUCCCUCCAGCUCUGAAGCCAUCUCCUGAACCCGACCUGGAGUGGGAAGGGGGCCGGGAACCAGAGCCCCCCCUCUACGCAGCCCCCUCCAACCUGAAGCGGGCAUCAGCCUUGCUCAAUUUGUAUGAAGCACCAGAAGAGCUUAUGGGAGAGGGCACCUCCACCAGCAGCGACGAAGCCAUCUAUGAUGUGCCCCUGCUCGGUCCUGAGGAGCCCCCACCCCCUAGAGCCCCUAGUCCCCCUGGCUCCAAUCCUACCCCGAAUGAUCUAGAGACCCUAGCCCUGCUCCUGGCUCGGAGUCCACCCCCUCCUCCUCGGCCCAGGCUUCCCUCCACCGAGAGUCUGUCCCGGCGUCCAUUGCCCGCUCUGCCUGUCCAGGAACUCUCAGUCCCAUCUCCUGUCCCCUCUCCCGCCUCUGGCCGAAAAGGGAGCAUCCAGGAUCGGCCGCUGCCUCCACCACCUCCCCGCCUGCCCAGCUAUAUGGGACUCAAAACUGAGGGAGAUGAGGAGGGAAGAGUGGGUGAUGCAGGAGCAGGAACAGCAGACCACCACAAUGAGUAUGAGGGCAUCCCCCUGGGUGAGGAGUAUGACUACGUUCAUCUCAAGGGGAUGGAAAGAGUCCAAGGGUCUGAUCCCCCGGAUGGGGCCACACCUGGGGUCCCUGAGCCAAUGCUUCCAGAGAGGCUGCUGCAAGAGGAGCAGGAGACCCCAACCCCAGGGGAACCCCUGGAUUUGCCUUCGGGUGACCUGCAGCUAUUACACUUCUAUGCUGGGCAGUGCCAGAGCCACUACUCAGCUUUGCAGGCCGCCGUGGCCGCCCUGCUGGCCAGUACGAGAGCCAACCAUCCCCCUCGCCUCUUUGUGCCCCACAGCAAACGAGUAGUAGUAGCAGCCCACAGGCUGGUAUUUGUGGGGGACACGCUGGGCAGGCUGGCGGCAUCGGCCCCUUUACGUGCUCAGGUUGGCACCGCUGGGGCUGCUCUGGGUCAGGCACUACGGGCCGCUGUGCUGGCUGUCAAGGGUGCUGCCUUAGGUUACCCCUCGGGUCCUGCUGCCCGAGAGAUGUCCCAGCGGGUUGCUGAGCUGGCUGGGCAAGCAUUGCAAUUCACUACCCUGCUCAGUGGCCUAGCGCCCUGAGCAUCACACCUCCCCAACUGCUGGACACCCACCGGACCUCCCCCCAAAACAAUUCCAAAACAACCUAGAACUCCCUCCCCAGCCUGAAAUGACUGACUCCCCUAUCUUCUGGAGUCCUCAGGGAGGUCCCUAAGCCUGUCAGCCCUCCCUGCCAUGGAUGCCGUGAAUGCAAUGGGCGGUUGUCCCUCCUCAAUCCUUUUUCAUUCCUUCUGAUCAUCUCAUUCUCCCUUCUCCACUUUGGAUUCUUCUCAUGCCCAUAUCCUCCUUCAGCAGCUUUUUGUAUGAUCCUUUUUAUAUAAAUUAUUUAUAUUUAAUAUUAUUCCCCAGAUUAUUAGGGGAGGGAAAGAGGAGGCACAUGGUCUGCCAUGGAGGGUGGGGGGAGGAUUUCCCAUCCUGCCCCCAUCUUGGGCAUUAGAUCCCUAACCUUCCCCAGCUCAGCUUCAAGAAGAAAAACACAUGGCAAAGGCAAAAUGCUGGAAGGACUGGGAAGCCACUCCCUUGCAUCCUGUGGUCAGAACCAGCUCAGAACCCUCUGCACCUCCAAGGGUGAUGGUGAGGUGAGGAUGAAGCAAGGAUGCUGAGCCCACAGCUUAGGCCACCAGGGAGUGGGUGAAGCUGGAAAUCUCCUGGAACUGAAUAUGGGAUCGUGGGAAGGCCCCUGAGAAAACCAUGGGGGAAAGAAGGGGAAGGCAGAGAGCAUCGUAAACUGGAACAGUGCACCUCAAUAAAACCUGCUCUUCGUCAACCA
This is a messenger RNA of Dromiciops gliroides (monito del monte), 3610 nucleotides long. RefSeq names its product embryonal Fyn-associated substrate (gene EFS). The transcript is spliced from 6 exons. Gene Ontology annotation, molecular function: protein binding. The record is from RefSeq and is a predicted model, not a curated record. Gene Ontology annotation, cellular component: plasma membrane; focal adhesion; cytoplasm. Lineage: Eukaryota; Metazoa; Chordata; Mammalia; Microbiotheria; Microbiotheriidae. The coding region runs from base 1165 to 2862 and encodes 565 amino acids. Gene Ontology annotation, biological process: cell surface receptor protein tyrosine kinase signaling pathway; cell migration.